AUGGCCGUCGCCGGCGCUUACGUGAAAGUGACCGGAUCCACGAUGCCGUACAUCACCGGCCGUAAGCUUCACUGUGGAAGCAAAAAACAGUGGUGUGUGAAAGCUUGUAAGGGUGGGUCAGAAGCAGAGGAAGGGAAGAAGACGAUGAUGGCGGUGGUUAAUAAUGAAAAGGAUUGUUUGAAGAUAGAUUUUUCAUCGGGGGAAAAGCCACCCACGCCCUUGUUGGACACCAUCAACUAUCCGAUUCACAUGAAAAACCUCUCCAAGAAGGAUCUGGAGCAAUUGGCAGCCGAGCUGAGAGCCGAAAUCGUGCACACUGUGGCGAAAACUGGAGGACACUUGAGCUCAAGCUUAGGAGUGGUGGAGCUUACAGUGGCCCUGCACCAUGUUUUCAACACCCCUGAUGACAAAAUCAUCUGGGACGUAGGCCAUCAGACAUACGGGCACAAAAUCUUGACCGGUCGGAGGUCGAAAAUGCACACCAUCAGAAAAACUUCAGGGCUAGCCGGUUUCCCCAAAAGGGACGAGAGCAUUUAUGAUGCUUUCGGGGCCGGGCAUAGCUCCACAAGCAUCUCAGCUGGACUUGGUAUGGCUGUGGCGAGAGAUCUGCUUGGGAAGAAGAAUAACGUGGUGUCCGUGAUUGGAGACGGAGCGAUGACAGCUGGACAAGCUUACGAGGCCAUGAACAAUGCUGGAUUUCUCGACUCCAACCUAAUCGUUGUCCUAAACGACAACAAACAGGUGUCCCUGCCCACAGCAACCCUCGACGGGCCCGCCACCCCUGUCGGUGCCCUCAGCAGCGCCCUCGCCAAGCUCCAAGCCAGCCCCAAGUUCAGACAGCUCCGUGAGGCCGCUAAAAGCAUAACGAAGCAGAUCGGGCCGCAAGCCCAUGUAGUGGCGGCCAAGGUCGACGAGUACGCGAGGGGGAUGAUCAGCGCGGCUGGGUCUACGCUGUUUGAGGAGCUUGGGCUUUACUACAUAGGCCCAGUGGACGGCCACAACAUCGAGGACUUGGUCAACAUCUUCGAAAAGGUCAAGACCAUGCCGGCACCCGGCCCGGUUCUGAUUCAUAUCGUCACGGAAAAAGGAAAAGGAUAUCCGCCGGCCGAGGCAGCCGCCGAUAGGAUGCACGGGGUUGUUAAAUUUGAUCCGAGUACUGGAAAGCAAAUGAAGGCCAAAACGGCCACGCUUUCGUACACUCAGUAUUUCGCGGAGUCACUCAUCAAAGAAGCGGAAGCAGACAGCAAGAUCGUGGCCAUCCAUGCGGCCAUGGGCGGGGGGACGGGUCUCAAUUAUUUCCAAAAGCGUUUUCCCGAACGAUGUUUUGAUGUGGGCAUAGCCGAGCAGCACGCUGUCACAUUUGCUGCUGGCUUGGCCUGCGAGGGUCUCAAGCCCUUCUGUGCCAUCUAUUCCUCUUUCCUCCAAAGAGGAUAUGAUCAAGUGGUGCAUGAUGUGGAUCUUCAGAGUUUGCCCGUCCGGUUCGCGAUGGAUCGAUCCGGGCUAGUGGGUGCGGAUGGGCCGACCCAUUGUGGGGCGUUUGAUGUGACCUACAUGGCAUGCUUGCCGAACAUGGUGGUGAUGGCUCCAUCGGACGAGGCUGAGCUCAUGCACAUGGUGGCCACUGCAGCCGCCAUAGAUGACCGCCCGAGUUGCUUCCGGUUCCCGAGGGGAAAUGGUGUGGGGGCUGUCCUUCCGCCUAAUAACAAAGGAGUUCCACUUGAAGUUGGUAAAGGAAGAGUGCUGUUAGAAGGCAGCAAAGUGGCGAUUCUUGGGUACGGAGCCAUAGUCCAGCAGUGUUUGGGGGCUGCAGAAAUGCUCAAGUCCCAUAACAUAUCGGUCACGUUAGUCGACGCAAGGUUCUGCAAGCCAUUGGAUAGUGAUCUGAUCAGACGGCUGGCGAAAGAGCACGAGAUAUUGAUUACUGUAGAGGAAGGCUCGAUCGGAGGGUUUGGGUCCCACGUCUCGCAUUUCCUGUGCCUGAACGGCCUUCUGGACGGACCCCUCAAGUUGAGGUCGAUGGUGCUUCCGGAUAGGUACAUAGAGCACGGAGCACCAAAUGAUCAGAUUGAAGCAGCUGGUCUGUCGGCAAGGCAUAUUUGUGGGACGGUUUUGUCGCUCAUGGGGAAGCCUAUGGAGGCUCUUAAGCUUCAGUGA
Striga hermonthica is the source of this 2154-nucleotide messenger RNA. Lineage: Eukaryota; Viridiplantae; Streptophyta; Magnoliopsida; Lamiales; Orobanchaceae. The record is from the annotation of a GenBank genome assembly.